Gossypium raimondii (Peruvian cotton) is the source of this 567-nucleotide messenger RNA. RefSeq names its product mediator of RNA polymerase II transcription subunit 32-like. The record is from RefSeq and is a predicted model, not a curated record. Gene Ontology annotation, cellular component: mediator complex. Gene Ontology annotation, biological process: regulation of DNA-templated transcription; leaf senescence; cold acclimation. Lineage: Eukaryota; Viridiplantae; Streptophyta; Magnoliopsida; Malvales; Malvaceae. Bases 147 to 431 code for a protein of 94 amino acids. The transcript has 2 exons.
UGGCGAGUACUUUCCAUUUAUGAAGAAAAGGCCAAAAUCCAAGUAUUGCCAAAGAUCCUGCCUCUUCCACUGAUUUCAAGUUUAAAUAUCUGCUUUUUCCUGCGUUUUUCGUCGACCUUUUCGACGGCUUCUCGAUUUAAAGAGUGAUGGAGAAGGUUGUGGAUUGCCUAGAGAAUGCGUACCAAGAAUUCGUUGAUGCCGCCGCCGCUGUGUUGGAAACAAAGGCGUCUUCCGAUUGUGAGCGCACGGCAGCAACGGAUGCUGCGUUGGAAAGUUUCAAAAAGAAAUGGGAAACUUUCAAAGCGGCAUGUGAUCAAGCUCAAGAAUUAGUUGAUUCCGUGAAGCAAAGGAUAACGGCCAAUACGACGUUCCCUGUUAAUGAGGACAUGAUCGAUAUCUUCGACCAUUCCAUUGUUGAUUUUGAUGAUUAGAGAAGGUAACUCCAUUUUCUUUUCUUUUUAUCUACUUAUUUUUCUUAUCAUCAUGUUUUUCAGCACUAUAAACAUGUUUAGUUUUCAUUUUCGAUAUUUGGAUGGAAUUUAAUGGGAACAAGUGAGAGUUAAUUUU